AUGCCAUUAUAUCCAAUAGUUUUGUGGGCUCAAAAAAAAGAGUGCAUUUAUUUAACUAUAGAAUUACAAGAAAUAGAAAAUGUGAAGAUUGACCUUAAAGAAGACAAGUUAUAUUUCUUUGCCACGAAAGAUAAAAAUGAAUAUGAAUUUACUUUAAAUUUUUUAAAACCAAUAAAUGUUGAUGAAUCUAAAUAUAGUACAAAAAGAAAUAUAAAAUUUAAAAUAAUAAAAAAAGAAAAAGAAAGAUGGAAAACAAUAAAUAAUGAUGGAAAAAAACACUGGAUUAAAUGUGAUUGGAAUUCAUGGGUUGAUACUGAUGAAGAAAAUAAAACAACUGAAUAUGAUGACAUGGCAAUGAAUAGUUUCGGUGGAAUGGGAGGUAUGCCUGAUAUGAGUCAACUAGGAAAUAUGGGAGGAAUGGGAGACUUAGAUUUUAGUAAAUUAGGUAAUAUGGGUGGUGAUGAUAUGGCGAACUUUUCAGGAUUAGGUGGAAUGGAUCAAUUUAAAAAUAUGCCAAACAUGAAUAAUAUGAAUGAUGACGACUCUAGCUCAUAUGGUGAUGACUCAAGUGAAGAAGAUGACGAUGAUGAAGAAGAAGAUGAUGAUAUAGAUAAUAAAAAUACUGAAGAAGAAAAAAAAAAUGAAUGCAAUGAUUCUAAGUGUAAUAUUGAAAACGAAAAUAGAAAUGAUUCAGAAAAUAAAAUUCAAGAUCCCAUUGUUGAAGUUCAGGAACCUGUGGCUUAA
This is a messenger RNA of Plasmodium gallinaceum, 744 nucleotides long. RefSeq names its product cochaperone p23, putative. Gene Ontology annotation, biological process: protein folding; chaperone-mediated protein complex assembly. The coding region runs from base 1 to 744 and encodes 247 amino acids. The transcript is spliced from 2 exons. NCBI's taxonomy places the organism in Eukaryota, Apicomplexa, Aconoidasida, Haemosporida, Plasmodiidae. Gene Ontology annotation, molecular function: protein-folding chaperone binding; Hsp90 protein binding. Gene Ontology annotation, cellular component: cytosol; nucleus. The record is from RefSeq and is a predicted model, not a curated record.